Molecule: messenger RNA, 909 nt
Organism: Cooperia oncophora
Lineage: Eukaryota; Metazoa; Nematoda; Chromadorea; Rhabditida; Trichostrongylidae
Source: the annotation of a GenBank genome assembly
AUGUUACUUGACAGGUUGGUGUUCAACUCGACAACGGGUAUGUCGUCGGAUAUGCCAGGAGUGGACAUUCGAGUUCCAGGUUUUGGAGGCACGAGUACAGUAGAGUGGCUUGACCCAAGCAAGGCAUCUCAGGGGCUUUACUUCUUCACAAUCGUGGAUAUGAUGGUCUCAUGGGGUUACAGCCGCGGGAAAAACGUUAUAGGAGCACCAUUCGACUUUAGAAAAUCACCCAAUGAGCUGCAUAUCUAUUUCGAUCUUCUGAAAGUCACUAUUGAGACCACUUACCGCUACAACGAUAACCAAAAAGUGGUUAUCCUGGGUCAUAGCAUGGGUAAUCCACUGAUGCUUUACUUCUACAACCAUUUCGUUGAUCAGGCAUGGAAAGACAAAUUUAUCGAGUCACACAUCUCACUGGCCGGUGCUUGGGGUGGCGCAAUGCAACUUAUUCGACUUUUUGCCUCUGGAUACAACAUGGACUAUUUCAGAGUGUUUUUACCACCUAGUCGACUGAGAGGAAUGCAGAGGUCCUUUACUUCUUCCGCGUUUCUCUUCCCCAGUAAAGCCGUCUGGAAUGACACUGAUGUUCUUGCCAGUACAUUCGAGAAGAAUUAUACGAUGGCCGACGUACAAGAAUUCUUCCAUGAUAUCGGCUAUCCUAUCGGUUGGGAGCAGUACAAGGUCCACUGCCUCUACGGUACAGGAGUACCUACACCAGAACAAUUCAGCUGGGGCAAAGGUUAUUUUCCGGAUUAUCAGCCAUCCGUAACGUAUGGGGAUGGUGACGGCACGGUAAAUCGAAUUUCAGCAGAGGUUUUCGUUCACGAAAUUCCUAACGCUGAACAUAUGGCAAUUCUACAAAGUCCGCCAGCUAUUGAAAUCAUUCGUAAAGCUAUCUAUGGUCUUUUAUGA